CUCUUCCUCCAGGCAUUCCUGGUCUCUUUCCAUCCUCGGCUCAGCUCCCGCCCCUCCCGGGCAGCUUCCCGUCUCUUUCCUAAUCUGCAGCCUGCGGAGCCCGAGUCUGCCCCGGACCAGGUGGGACCAAGAACUUCUACUCCAGGAUGUUGACGAAAUUGCUGUCGCUGCUGCUGCUGCUGCUGCCUGGCUGCGCCUUUUGUAACCAGGAAGACUCAGAUGGCUCUCAAAGCCUGCGUAUGCUCCAGAUCUCCUACUUCCGAGACCCCGAUCACGUGAGACAUCAGGGCAACGCCUCGCUGGGGAAAAUCCUGACACACACACUGGAGGGCCCAAGCAACAAUGUUACCAUCCUCCAGCUGCAACCCUGGCAGGAUCCCGAGAGCUGGAAGCACACAGAGCAGGGCCUGCAGCUCUACCUGUCCCAGUUCCACUCCCUGGUGCAGCUGGUGUAUCGCGAGCGCAAGAGCAGCGUAGUCUUUCCUCUCACAAUCACUUGCUCCCUGGGCUGUGAGCUACCGGCCAAGCAGUCUACUGAGAGUUCUGAAGCCCCGAGCUCUGAAGCCCACGUCUUCUUCGAUGUGGCUGUGAAUGGGAGCUCCUUUGUAAGCUUCCAGCCAAAGACUGCCUUGUGGGUGACUGGCUCCCAGGAGCCCUCCGAAGCUCUCACCUUCACCCUGAAGCAGCUUAAUGCCUACAAUCGGACUCGGUAUGAACUGCAGGAAUUUCUUCAGGACACCUGUGUGAAGUAUGUGGAGAACCACAUCACUACACAAAACAUGAAAGGGAGCCAAACAGGCCGCUCUUACACUUCACUGGUCCUGGGCAUCCUGAUGGGCAGUUUCAUAAUUGCUGGUGUGGCCGUGGGCAUCUUCCUGUGCACGGGUGGACGGCGCUGCUAAUUAUUCUCAAGUCCUCUCAGAGAAAGGGCUGGACUGAUGAGGGCUGGUAAGGGAAGGUCACAGCUCUUAGGAAGCCAAACAGACUGUCUCCCCCAGUGGACCACCCAAUCUCAGGAGGUUUAGCGCAACAACUCACUUUUUCUCCUGCAGCUGCCAACCAGUUUGAGGAAGGGAUGCAAAGAGGGUUUGUAGACAAAGCACUUGAGAGCAACGUGCAUGCCUUGUUUAACUGGUCUGAGAAGCAGCAGUGUUUGCUUAUCUGUGGAGAUCAGACGAUAGACUUGGGGUGUCUGUGACCCACUUGCAAAGGCAGAUUCAUUGGAGGCGUAUCACAACAUCUAACUAAAUAAAAUGAGUUGCCUGUAACCAAAAUAAACA
Messenger RNA from Phodopus roborovskii (desert hamster), 1280 nucleotides. Its product is annotated as endothelial protein C receptor. The transcript is spliced from 4 exons. NCBI's taxonomy places the organism in Eukaryota, Metazoa, Chordata, Mammalia, Rodentia, Cricetidae. Gene Ontology annotation, molecular function: signaling receptor activity. Gene Ontology annotation, biological process: negative regulation of coagulation. The record is from RefSeq and is a predicted model, not a curated record. The coding region runs from base 147 to 902 and encodes 251 amino acids.